Messenger RNA from Melozone crissalis (California towhee), 2106 nucleotides. It is a transcript of the gene CHRNA5, whose product is annotated as cholinergic receptor nicotinic alpha 5 subunit. Gene Ontology annotation, molecular function: acetylcholine-gated monoatomic cation-selective channel activity; transmembrane signaling receptor activity. Gene Ontology annotation, biological process: signal transduction; chemical synaptic transmission; nervous system process. Gene Ontology annotation, cellular component: neuron projection; postsynaptic membrane; synapse. The record is from RefSeq and is a predicted model, not a curated record. Bases 31 to 1437 code for a protein of 468 amino acids. The transcript is spliced from 6 exons. NCBI's taxonomy places the organism in Eukaryota, Metazoa, Chordata, Aves, Passeriformes, Passerellidae.
GCUCGGAGCGAACGGGGCUGUGCCCAAGCCAUGGCCGGGCGCGGAGCGUGGCCGUGCUGCGGCCGCCCUCCGGCCAUGCUCCUCCUCACCUGGCUCUGCGCGCCCCUGCUCGGCCAGCUCGGAGCCUCACACGCGGCUGUAUCUGAACCUUCUUUUAUUGCUAAAAGUGAAGAUCGCUUGUUCAAGCAUUUAUUCGAGGACUAUCAAAGAUGGGUUCGUCCAGUGGAGCGCUUGAAUGACACAAUAAAAAUCAAGUUUGGCCUUGCAAUCUCUCAGCUAGUAGAUGUGGAUGAAAAAAAUCAAUUGAUGACAACAAAUGUAUGGUUGAAACAGGAAUGGAUAGAUGUGAAGUUGAGGUGGAAUCCUGACGACUAUGCAGGAAUCACAUCUAUCCGUGUCCCAUCAGAUUCUAUCUGGAUUCCAGAUAUUGUGCUGUAUGACAAUGCAGAUGGACGUUUUGAGGGAACAUCUACAAAAACUGUGGUAAAAUAUGAUGGCACCAUUGCUUGGACUCCACCAGCAAACUACAAAAGUUCUUGUACUAUUGAUGUAACAUUCUUCCCCUUUGACCUUCAGAAUUGCUCAAUGAAAUUUGGCUCCUGGACCUAUGAUGGCUCACAGGUUGAUCUAAUUCUUGAAGAUUAUGAUGUUGACAAAAGAGAUUUUUUUGAUAACGGAGAAUGGGAAAUAGUGACUGCAACAGGGAGCAAAGGAAACAGGACUGAUGGAUGCUGCUGGUAUCCUUUUGUUACAUAUUCAUUUAUAAUUAGACGUUUGCCACUUUUUUACACUUUGUUUCUCAUUAUUCCUUGUAUCGGGCUUUCAUUUCUAACUGUCCUUGUCUUCUAUCUUCCUUCAAAUGAAGGUGAAAAAAUUUCACUCUGCACUUCAGUACUGGUAUCUUUGACUGUUUUUCUUCUUGUUAUUGAAGAAAUUAUUCCAUCAUCUUCUAAAGUGAUCCCUCUCAUAGGAGAGUAUCUGGUGUUCACGAUGAUAUUUGUGACCCUGUCCAUUGUGAUCACCGUCUUUGCCAUCAACAUCCACCACCGCUCCUCGUCCACGCACAACGCCAUGGCGCCCUGGGUUCGCAAGAUCUUCCUGCACAAGCUGCCCAAGCUGCUGUGCAUGAGGAGCCAUGUGGAUAGGUACUUUGCUCAGAAGGAGGAAACAGCCAAUGUGAAUGGCUCAGAGUCGUCCAGGAACACCUUGGAAGCAGCUCUGGAUUCCAUCCGUUACAUUACGAGGCACGUGAUGAAGGAGAACGAGGUCCGUGAGGUUGUUGAAGACUGGAAAUACAUUGCUCAGGUGCUUGAUCGAAUGUUCUUGUGGGCUUUUCUUCUGGUUUCAAUAAUUGGAUCACUUGUGUUAUUUAUUCCUGUUAUUCAUAAAUGGGCAAGUAUAAUAGUCCCUACCCAUAUAGGCAGUACAAAUGCAUAAAAUAUUUUUGGAGCUAUCUCCUACUGAUCUGGCUCUAAGUUUUGCAGUAACUCUGUUUCCAUGCAUGUUCUUUCUAGGCAUGUUUCUGGUAGAGUGAAAAAAAAAAAAAUAAAUCCAGAACUAGAAAAUUAGGUUUAUUUAAAGCAUGGCAUUCCCAGGACACACAGAAGUCAGUCUGCUUAUUGCCAGUCUACUGAGUUACUGCCAAGCCAGGUCACAAUUAAAAGAACCUUUUCUAGCCAUGGCAUGUAUGAUUUAUUAAAAAAGCAGACAUUGACACCUACUGUGAUAUAGAAGGAUUUCAAUUUUUUAAUGAUAAUCACUGUAGUCCAAUUAUUAAAUUACUAUAUAAAUCAUUAUACUGAAUAUUAAAUAAUUGCAUUUACACAGUAGAGUUGCUUAUUUCAAUUUAGUGCACAAAGGUGAAUUUUCAUCAGUUCUCUUCAGUGUGUUGCAGAAGUCUGAAAUUUCACCAGAAUAAUUUAAAAUAAUAAAAAUAUAAGUAAACCUCCUGUAUAUAUAAUAUACAACUAAAAACAGCAAUUUGGCCAUGUUUGGCCUUUAUAAAUUUUCACUGGAAUUUGUUGCUAAAUUUUAAAGCUUGUUAAUUCUGUGAUACCAACAUGAGCAUUUAAUAAGCCUUAAAAUGCCUAAAGCAUGUGUGUAUAU